UAUAAUAGUAAGAAAUUUUGAUAAAUGGAGAAACUAAACAGAAGUGCAAUAAGUAAGCAGAAGAAGUAUCAUGGAGAAGAAAAGAACAUUAAGAGUGAAGAUAUCAUUACUGUUGAGACAGGCAGUAGUUUUCAGGAUGAGAGUCAAAGUCAUCAGGAUACAGAUUCUAAAAGUAUAUCUCCUAAUAAAGACUCGGGUAAAGUGAAAAAGUCAAAGAAGAAUUUUCAUCUUGUGUUCAAGAAUAAAUUACUUUUUCACAAGUUGAAGAAGAAACUGAAAGGAAUGCCUGGAACUCGGAAUAAUAAUAUCUCCUUUCAGACUAAUGAUUUUCCUGAAUAUUCAACCAAGAAGACUGUCAAGUUAAAAUUCUCAGAGGAGACUAUCAGCAGCUCUAGGAAGAUAUUCAAGAGGAAGAUAGAGAUACAACAAUCUCCUAGGGAGGAGCCUUUGGCUAACCUCUCUAUUAACCAGGGCUAUCUCUCUGCAAGGAAAAUGAUCAAGCUUCCUCAGUUAGACAAAGUAACUAUAGAUCUUUCGCAAAUUCCAAACAUCAAUGGAUUCUCUCCAAGGAAUAUCAGGCAAGCGACAAGAUCUCAGAAGAGAAGAAGGAAAGAGCAAACAGAAUCUGUGAAUAUUGAAACUCCUAACACCAGCAGAAGCUUAUUCAAUGUGUUUCAAUCGUCAAAGAGAAGCCGAGGUGCCUCUUUUGAACAGCAUAAUCAUAGCUUUGUGAGCCAUCUGGAUAGAAGAUUUGAUAAACUAAAAGGGUAUGCGGCAAAGCUGCAUACUCCUUCACUGACUCCUUCUCAAGCUCAACAACUAAAAGAAUGGGGCAAGAUGCUGAAAAAGGAAGCAAAGGAGAAGAGACGCAACUCUAAGAACUCGAAUCAUAUUAAUAACACCAGGAAUCUCCCAUCUGUUGAUCUUUCUAGUCUCAGGACAAAGAGUUUUAGAAACCAAAACAAUAGAUCAAAACUGGAGGAUUAUAAGCAAGCUAAACCGAUUGAUUAUGAAGAUCUAUCAGCCAGAUCUCCAAGGGAGAUCAUGAAGUUAUCGUCUCGGAAGAGAUUAGUUCUUCCAAGCGUCAGUGGAGAUAACAUAAUGCGUUCAACUGGUUCUUUCCGACAAAGUGGCUCAUUUCGGAGAGAGAAUAAAUCUGGGAUGAAGACUCCAGGUCAGAACAUUCGUCUUAAAAAUACCAAGGAAGAGCCUGAGCCAGAGAUUUCCACAAAGGAUUUUAACCUUUUUGAGGCAGUUAAUAAGGCAAACAGUAACUCAGAUGAUUCAAAGCAACAAAAGGAUUAUCAGCUAAUCAAUCAAUUUAUUCAGAAACUUAUUCAGGAGAAGCUAGGAUUAGAGAAAGUUGAAGAUAAAUUGGCUAAAAUUCUUGACUCUAUUUCUACAACCAUGACCACAAAAGUGGUCUUCAAAGACGAUCCCUUGUUUUCCAAGAAUGGUGAUAUCUCAGGAGUUUACCUUCUUCUUGACGGCAAGAUUGGGAUAAAUAGGCCUAACUCUUCGACUAAAAAUUCUAAGAAGGCUAGCCCUGCCAAGACCAAAGAUUCUGCUUCGCAGGAAAAAUCUCAAGUUAUUCAGGAUAAGUAUACUUUUGUCUGAGAAAUGGAAGUAUUGAAAGGUGGUAAAUAUAAGCAAACAGCUGUUGGAUUACAAUUUCCCUUCUCAAGAUUUGUACAUAUCCCAAGGAAGCAUUACCAAAGCAUGCUUGCCCAGAUCUGGGCUAGUAGCCCACAUCUAAAGGGAAAAUGAAUCUCUGGAAAAUCUGCCUUAACAUAAGUAUUUACCUG
Molecule: messenger RNA, 1805 nt
Organism: Moneuplotes crassus
Lineage: Eukaryota; Ciliophora; Spirotrichea; Euplotida; Euplotidae
Source: the annotation of a GenBank genome assembly